UGACAGGGGCGGAGGCAGCCGCUUGCGCCCCGCCUGGCGCCGCCUCCCCGGGCGCGCUGCCCUCGCGGACCCACAGGCGGAGCGCAGCCUCAGCCAAGACUGAAGUUCAAGGCCCUAUCUUCCCGGUGGAACUGACGUUUGUCACAAGUCAAGCUCAGGAACAAGACGCUGUCAUCACAGGUCGACGCUCUGUGGCCUGCCUGGCCACUUCCAGCCAACAUGGUGGACACAGAGAGCCCCAUCUGUCCCCUCUCUCCACUUGAGACGGAUGACCUGGAGAGUCCCUUAUCAGAAGAAUUCUUACAAGAAAUGGGAAACAUUCAAGAGAUUUCUCAGUCCCUUGGGGAAGAGAGUUCUGGAAGCUUUAGUUUCACAGACUACCAAUAUUUAGGAAGCUGUCCAGGCUCUGAGAGCUCUGUCAUCACAGACACACUCUCUCCAGCUUCCAGCCCCUCUUCAGUCAGCUGUCCUGUGAUUCCCACCAGCACGGAUGAGUCCCCUGGCAGUGCACUCAACAUUGAGUGUCGGAUAUGUGGAGACAAGGCCUCAGGCUACCACUACGGAGUCCAUGCGUGUGAAGGCUGCAAGGGCUUCUUUCGGCGAACUAUUCGGCUAAAGCUGGUGUACGACAAAUGUGACCGGAGUUGCAAGAUUCAGAAAAAGAACAGGAAUAAGUGCCAGUACUGCCGCUUCCACAAGUGCCUGUCCGUUGGAAUGUCACACAAUGCAAUUCGUUUUGGGCGGAUGCCAAGAUCUGAGAAAGCAAAACUGAAAGCAGAAAUUCUUACAUGUGAACAUGAUCUGGAAGAUUCGGAGACUGCAGACCUCAAAUCUCUGGCCAGGAGAAUCCACGAGGCCUACCUGAAGAACUUCAACAUGAACAAGGUCAAGGCCCGGGUCAUCCUGGCAGGAAAGACCAGCAAUAACCCGCCUUUCGUCAUACAUGACAUGGAGACCUUGUGCAUGGCUGAGAAGACACUUGUGGCCAAGAUGGUGGCCAAUGGCAUCCAAAAUAAGGAGGCAGAAGUGCGAAUCUUCCACUGCUGCCAGUGCAUGUCCGUGGAGACUGUCACCGAGCUCACCGAAUUCGCCAAGGCCAUCCCAGGCUUUGCAAACUUGGACCUCAAUGACCAAGUAACCUUGUUAAAGUACGGUGUGUAUGAAGCCAUCUUCACAAUGCUGUCCUCCCUGAUGAACAAAGACGGGAUGCUGAUAGCGUAUGGCAAUGGCUUCAUCACGCGGGAGUUCCUGAAGAACCUGAGGAAACCGUUCUGUGACAUCAUGGAACCCAAGUUUGAUUUUGCCAUGAAGUUCAACGCCCUAGAACUGGAUGACAGUGACAUUUCCCUUUUUGUGGCUGCUAUAAUUUGCUGCGGAGAUCGGCCUGGCCUUCUAAACAUAGGAUACAUUGAGAAGAUGCAGGAGGGUAUCGUGCACGUGCUCAAGCUCCACCUGCAGAGCAACCAUCCAGAUGAUACUUUUCUCUUCCCGAAACUUCUUCAAAAAAUGGUGGACCUUCGGCAGCUGGUCACGGAGCAUGCACAGCUCGUGCAGGUCAUCAAGAAGACCGAGUCUGACGCAGCACUGCACCCGCUACUGCAGGAGAUCUACAGAGACAUGUACUGAUUUCUCCUGAGAUGGCAGCCAUUGCCACCGUCCAGGGACCUCUGAGGUCUGCAGCCCCACACAGGAGAGCGGGGAUUUGCACUGACGACCACCCUCCUACCCUUGGAGAUGAAGAGGGCUGAGCCUAGGUAAUGCAGGCUCUUCCCACGUCUUUCCUUUCUGAAUUGGCACUUCUAAGAACACCUGUUACUCAAACGCUGGUGAGCGGAGGCUAAUAGGAUUCAGACAAUCACAGAGAAUGGCAGUCCCCGGGCUGAUCUUAACUGGUCCUGCACUAAUCAAUGCACAUUUCUCUACAUCGCGUUUAUAAUUUGCCCCUAUAAUUAAUGUGUAACCUCAAAGUCCGAGUGUUUUUGUCUCUGCUCACCGACCUUCUGGCUGUGUGUGCUCUUGUUAAUCCCGAAAACUAAUCUGCACUUUUUAACCUUUAAAAUCUACAAGUCACCACGCGGCCCAGGGUUAGCCAUUUAGACAUGGCAGAAUGUUUAUUGGGAAGACAUCAAUUCCAUUUCCUAGCUCUAAGAAAGAGAGCUGGCUCCUGAGAACAUAAGAGAAUGGUUAGAAUAUGUAGCCCCAUCAUUUCCUUUGUUGACUCACUGUUCUGGAGGAUGUAACUAACAUGUGGGGAAAAAAACAACAAAACAAAAAAAUUUUCCAGGUUUGUGUAGAAGUUCCCAGAAAGCUAUAAUCUCAAGAAGCCUCAAGAGGCUUGCUUGAGCUAAUGUCUGAUACACAAAGACAGGAUGAGGCCCGAGCGACAAGUUCUGCAGUCCUGUUCAUGCUAAUCCCAUAGCGUAUGGGCAUGACAGCAAUUCCAGAGAUGGAGUCGCAGAAGAUCUGUAAACGCUCCUCUAGGCCCCCUCUGGCAGCUCCUUUAAUAUGACACUUUAUGGCUUUUUUGUUUUUAAAUCUUGGUGGGGAGAUACCCCCUGGAGUGGAGAAGGCAAAGGUGGCUUUACUACCCAGGCUGGGAGGGUCUGGUCAUCCUGGAGAACAAGAGGCAGGGGUGUGGUGUCCUUCCCCUUCUAUCUGUACCCAAUAGAAGCUCUCACAACACUUGAUUGGGUUUUUGUUGUUGUUGUUGUUUUGUUUUAUUUCAGAGAAUUAGAUGAUAAAGUCCCCUUUCUUCCAUCCCAUUGGGCAAGCAGUGCUGACUAACUUCAGGAGAAAUAGUUGGCACAGAGAAUUCCCAGACCUCACGGACCUGCCAGCACCUGCCCUCCAAGAGGGUAGCUGCAUUUUUCCAAUCAGGGUGUAUCUUUUGUGCCCCUUCCCAUCUUUAGAAAAUUUUGACUCUUCUGAUGUCACAUUAUCUGUUAUUAAAGAAUGAUCAAGAUGGAUACUGCCAGGGAGUUGGAGAUGUAGCUCAGCUGGCAGAGGGCUUGCUGAACCCUAGUGCUGCUAUCUGCUGGGCAUGGUGGCGCAUGCCUGUGACCUCAGCAAAUGUUUAAGGUCACCUUCAUAUAGACAGUAAAACGAAUAAUGUGGCCAUGAUAUUUCAAGUAGGAAAAAGGGAAAAUUAGGAUCAAGAUUAAGAUUUGCACACUUAUGGCGGAGUGGUGGUUGUGCACAUCUUUAAUCCCCGCACUCAGGAGGCACAGGCAGGUAGACCUCUGUGGGUUUUGGGUCCAGCCUAGUAGGGCCAGCCUGGUCUACAGAGUUAGUUGUAGGACAGUCAAGGCUAUACAGAGAAACCCUGUCUCAAAAAACAAAACAAAAGCAAACAGAAUGAGUCUUUUUCUGUCCCACCAGCCAGCUCCCAAAUAAUGACACAGAAACUUCUGAUUAAUUAUGAAAGCUUGGCCCAUAGCUUAGGCUUGUUCCUAACUAGCUCUUAUAACUUAAAUUAACCCAUUUAUAUUAAUCUAUGUUCUAUCACGUGGCAUUACCUCUCUUCCAUCUUGGACCUCCUGUUUCCUCUUCAUGUCUCCUGGAGUCUCUAGGGUGUUGAGAUUCCUCCCCCUCUUCCUUUCUCUCCCUGGAAAUCCAGCCUAUACCUCUCCUGCCUAGCCAUUGGUCGUUCAGCUUUUUACUACACCAAUCACAGCACUACAUCGUCAUACCGUGUACAAAUAUCCCAUAACAUCCCCCUCUCUCUUUCUCUCCUUCCUCCAUGUCUUCUUUCCUCUCCUCCUUCCUCAUAGUCACUUUCCCACUUUUCCCUCCUUCCUUCCUGCCAGACAAAGGCUCUGCUGGGCAGCAGUCGCUGCAGGCAGUCUGCCUGGGCUCUCAGGAAUCAGUGGCAGAGAAAAUCAGUUUCAUAGAUGAUCCCAGUGAGGGUUGAGCUCAUUCGGGAAGGAGCCCGCCUCUGUGGCACAUGGCAUACCCAGUCUUUGGUCCUUCCUGCAGGCUAGAGCUGGUCCUAGGUUUAAAGGGUCAAAGGUUGGAUUCUAGUUCCAAGUCUCUUCAGGGCACCUGUCCCCAAUCAGGGUAAACUCCUGUUCCGAUGGGCCUUAGACAAAUGCCACUCGAGGGUAGGUAACCUUGGAAAGAGGGUUUUUGGAGUAGCCAUGCACUUUGUUUGAACUUCCAUAAAACUUAUAAAAGUAGCCCCUUGCCGUAUGCUUUCAGCAUGGACCACACAGCUGCCUGACAGCUCUGUGUCGGCUUGCGUCAGAGCUGAUGCUCAGUGGUGUUCAUGGAGAUGUGGUGUUCUCAGAGCCUCGUGUGACUGCCAGUGAGUUAUCCCCAGUGAAACCAGGAGGGACCACAGUGGCCUUGGCUUGAAAGUCACUGACUUUGUGCACUUCCAUUAAUAGGAAGGAUAUUCACGAUGUGGCCACAUAGUGGUAGGCUCUUUCAGGUUACCUAGUCAGAUUUAGCAAGGUGACAGUCACCCAAACCUUGCCAGGUCAAAUACUGUGGCCCAUGUAGGAACGAUAAAGUGGACAGCUAUGGUCUGCAAGGUGUCAGUGGCAUCAACCAGUAGCCCAGUAAGAGAUGCCACCUUGGUUCCUGGAGCUCUAGAGCAGGGAUGUGGAGCCACUUCUCAGCACUGAAGGCAAAAUUCUCCUGGUGCCAGACUCCUUGGAGACCAGUAGAGACCAAGUCCCUGCUCCUCAACUCCUGUGUCCAGGAGAUGUAUGUGUCUCUGUGAAGGAACAUUUGCUGUUAAAGGAAGCUUUAAGGAUGCACUUGUGCAAAAAUGGCUGCUAUCUACUGAACUGAGGUCUACCUGACUUCCUCUGGGGCCCUGUCUGCUCCACUCCGCUAGCCCCUCCCUCCCUCCACACCACCUCUUUCCAGUCGUCUUGUAGGCCCUCCCCCAGGAGAGAUUCUUGAAGCAGACCUUCAGCAAGCAUGGCUCCUGGGCUGCUCUACACACGGAUUGUAUCUGUCUGAUUCCAAAUAUAUCUCACCUUGAGCCUUAUCAACACACCAUGACGUGGGGUAUGUUGGACACUCAGCAGCCUGACGCAUGGUGGAAAGCGAUUUUUGCCCUGCUUCCUUGGCCAUGUAUUUUGAAAAUUUCUUGUUGAAGUUCAGCUUAAAGGUUUUCUGGUGUCCCCUGAGAUUGACUAGGCUUUGGCCCAGAGCCUCCUAUAGCCAAAAAGCCCACCACCUGCGCUGAAUCUCUCUUUAACCUUUGUGGCCUUUCGAGAUGAAGGUCCCACCAGAAACAUGCAGCACCUGCCCACAGCUGCUCACCCAGCAUGCAGAGUAGGUCACGGCCUCUGGAGGGGUGAGAACAGGAGCCUAAACCGAUCUUCAAGUAGAUACCACCAGCCUGAUGGCUGGAGGGCCAGCCUGGUUUCCCGGUGGCCCACCAGGCACCACUCUGUCCCCAGUUCCAUUUGUAUGACUGACACCCACGAACAGAAUAGGGUAAGAAUAUCACAACAACAGCCUGACUCAGAACAGAGACAGCCUUUGUCUUUCUCUGAAACACAGCACACACAAAGAUCUGCAUCAAGAUAGGUUUGGGUUUAAAUGAGUAGAUCAUGUUCCUCACUGAGCCUCCUCUGAGGAAUGUAUUGGCAUCUCUGGUUUUUCCUCAGUGGAGUGGGCUUCAUCAGACCCCAGCCAACAGCUGUCGCAUCCAUGUCAGAAUCUCAGAGACAUGAGAAAUAGAGCGUGUUGCUUUGCUCCCCAAGAGAACUCCUUUAGUCAGGGAGAGUGGUUGCAUAGUGAGGUUCACCUUUUGGGAAGUCCUGUGCCUGACCAAACUGCUUCCAUGGUCAGGGUCAUGUCUUGACCACGUGGCUGCCAGGUGCCAUUGUUGGCAAAAGAAAAUGAGAAACAUCAAGUUUUAUGUCAUAGACAGCGACCAGGGCUCGGUUUCAUUUUCUUCUUAUUUAAAAGUUUCCCAGUUGAGGUCAAAUAUAGAAACUCUGGAAUGAUCUGUGAAGAGAGGAGAUAAUGGUCUCCUCUUCACAUCUCUUUCCCCCUUGUCCAGCUUCAAAUUCAUUCAUUCAGUGAAACAUGUUUCACCACUGGGGCACAGGUUACCCCUACAGUGGUGAGGUCAGAGCAGAGACAGAUGGGUAUCUGGGCUCCCUGGCCUGCAGAGGGCACUUGGGCAUCUUUCCCAGACCCCUGGGACUCAGUGUGUAUCAAGUCAUGUAGAGUCUGGAUUCAGGCCCUGAAGACCAGCGAGUGGCUGACCCUUUCCUGGUAAAGUUGUCACUGGGGGAAAUUUCACUUUAAAAAAAAAAAAGGCUCUUUUGUCAGGCCUGAAACCAAGUGUACCUCACAACAGAUGAUAGCCACUUGGCGCCUUUCUAGGAAGAUGUCAGUAUUAUCCAUGUCAAGUGUCACUAUGUUUUCUGCACUGAAUGAAAAAGGAUUAUCUUUAUAGCUGUAUCUGAAAUACUGUGAUUUCUGGUUUUUGUUUUUUAAACGCUCUGAUACAAGCAGUCGACUAGCUUGUGAUCGUGUGUCUAAUUGCCAACACCUGGAAUCUUCUAAGUCGGGGUUCAGUGCGCCGUAUGUUCAAAGCCUGGCCCUUGAACCUGCUCGACCCAGGAAGCCCAAAUACACAACAGCACCACUGCCCGUGAGCGCAUGCCCCACACCCGAGCUGUGCACUCUCUUUCCAGUGUGGGGAUCUGUUCCUUUAGUCAUUGUUGUUUUUUUUUUCUUCCCCCUCGCAACAAGUGCAAGCCAGUCUGUUUGUAUCCAUCUCUGCCAGCCAGGCCUUCCUGAACCCUGACUGGAAGUCACUAACCUUACACCGGGGUUGCUAUCAAGGCUACUACUGAGUAGGCUUGUAGGGUUAACAGCUGCCCACUAUUCAGGGAAUUGUUACCUGUAAAUUACCAAAGAACUGUGGUGAUCUGUUGUUCCACUGUGUCUCCAUGUCAUUUCCAGUCUCCUGGCCACAUUGCUCCUUGGUGUGUCUUCGUAACACCCUCCAAGACCCACAGUGCCAUCCCACUAGAGCCCAAGGGGAGGGGUCUGACAGACACACACAAGGACAUGCUCAUUUCCAAAGCAAGGUCUGAGCCCAGCUUUCUGCCACCUGCUCACUACUGUCCGUGUACCAUUCUCUCAGAGCUGCGGGCCUGCAGCCCUUCUUCACGUCUGUGGUAAGAACGGUCCUGAACAGGGGUUGUUGAGCCAGUGCCGGCAUCCUCUCCCACCUUCCAGCUCUUUGUGGAUACAGGGCUACCCAGGACAUCAGGAAUCCAGAGUGAACACAGAAGCACAAAUAGAAUUUACUAGUCACAUGAACUGACUGGUUCCAGGCAAUUAGAAAAUGGCUGUAACUUAACCUUAAUUAAAAAAAAAAAAAUAUUGAGUCUUCUUCGUUUUCUCCAUAGGAGAUUGAACUGACUGUAUGCAUUGAUUUAUAUCCUGAAUUUAUGGGAACCUGUAUGUUUGGAAUGUCCUACUGUAAGACUGAUGAAUGUAAAGAGUUAA
Molecule: messenger RNA, 7488 nt
Organism: Chionomys nivalis (European snow vole)
Lineage: Eukaryota; Metazoa; Chordata; Mammalia; Rodentia; Cricetidae
Gene: Ppara
Product: peroxisome proliferator activated receptor alpha
Exons: 8
Coding region: 220-1626 (468 amino acids)
Biological process (GO): regulation of lipid metabolic process; negative regulation of inflammatory response; positive regulation of transcription by RNA polymerase II
Cellular component (GO): nucleus
Molecular function (GO): nuclear receptor activity; zinc ion binding; RNA polymerase II cis-regulatory region sequence-specific DNA binding
Source: RefSeq, a predicted model, not a curated record